This is a messenger RNA of Cladophialophora carrionii CBS 160.54, 1233 nucleotides long. RefSeq lists its product as uncharacterized. Bases 1 to 1233 code for a protein of 410 amino acids. NCBI's taxonomy places the organism in Eukaryota, Fungi, Ascomycota, Eurotiomycetes, Chaetothyriales, Herpotrichiellaceae. The transcript has a single exon. The record is from RefSeq and is a predicted model, not a curated record.
AUGGGACAAGACUUCUACACGGGCACCUUCGACAGCACGACGACCAUCGUCACCAUCACCUCGGCGCUCUCGCUCUACAACGCGGUCGAACUGCUGCUCCUGAUCUUCACGACCUUCACGGCCUACCACGGCCUGUACUUCUGGUCGCUGCUCGUCGCCACCACGGGCCUGAUCCCGUACGCGGUGGGCUUGAUCCUGCAGUACUUCCGCCUGACCAAGACGGUCGCGGGACUGGUCAUCAACAACUAUGGCUGGUGGACGACCAUCACGGGCCAGAGCGUGGUGCUGUACUCGCGGCUGGGCGUCGUGCUGGGCAAAGGCAACGAGCGCAUCCUCCGGUCCGUGAAGUGGAUGAUCAUCGUCGACGCCAUCGUGUACCACGUCACCACGACGGUCGUGGUCUUUGGGUCGUACUACGCCGCCGCGCCCGCCCGGGAGCCCUUCUCCCGCGCCUACGUCUACGUGGAGAAGAUCCAGAUGACGGGCUUCUGCGUGCAAGAGUUCAUCAUCUCCGGCCUGUAUCUGUGGAAGACGAUGGACAUUGUCAAGACCCAGGCCCAGCCUGCCCAGCCUGCCCGGUCUGCCCGAUCGGCCUCCAGCGCUUCCGAACAGAGCGGUGGUGCCAAAAAACCCGUCGUCCGCGUCAUGGGCCAGCUGUUCAUCAUCAACCUGGUCAUCGUCGCCAUGGACAUCGCCCUGCUGGUCGUCGAGUACAAGGACCUGCACGUCCCCGAGGUGGCCUUCAAAGGGCUGUGCUACUCGGUGAAGCUGAAGCUCGAAUUCGCCGUCCUCAGCAGGCUGGUCGAGGUGGCCGGCGUCAAGCGCACGUUCAGCCUGGCAAAUACGCUCGACUCGGCCGCAGACGGCGGCCAGACCGACGGCCAUCCGGGGAUCUGGAUCACACGCGGCUCGGUCCUCGCUGCGGAUCCUAGCCGUAACACGGGCACGUCGAAAUUGAUGCAUUCUUUCGGCUCCCAGAGUUCGUCGCCGCCGGAGUGGCUGGAAGACCUGGAAAAGAUCCGCACUCUGCCGGUCGACAAUACGCCGCAGCCGAACCCCAACAUCGACGUCGCGAGACUACAGCAGGAGAGCAUGUCCGACACGCGGAAACUGAGCACCAUCUCCACUUUCAACAACAUCAGUGUCUCGGAGCCUCCUGUACACAGGCGAGUGAGAAGGGAUUCUGAUCUCCUCUACGCAAGUGCCAUUCGCGAAAUGGCAAAAACUAGCUAG